Monascus purpureus is the source of this 1003-nucleotide messenger RNA. Lineage: Eukaryota; Fungi; Ascomycota; Eurotiomycetes; Eurotiales; Aspergillaceae. The record is from the annotation of a GenBank genome assembly.
UCUGUGCCGCUCUGUUUUCCUUGCUGGCAGUGAUAUCUAGAUGGCUUCAUAACUCCUGGAUAUCAUACGAAGUCAUUGUCUACCACUCGCUCCACCGACGGAGACACCAUAAUCACCAUCAUCAUCGUCAUCGUCAAGUCUCACCAUGCGACCACGAUCAGUAAAACCGUCUUUCUACUCUCCGUUUCCUUUCCAUGCCGUUCGCCUGCUCAUCCUCCUGUCCGCCAUUGUUGUCGUCCUCAUCCUUAUCGUCUUUAUCGUGCAACUGCAUAGCAAGUCGUUGAGCCUUCCCUGGCCGUUUGUCGUGCAAAUCGCUGCCUCUGCCCUUUCCAUCAUAGAGAUCACUCUCACGACUCUCCUCUAUUGCGCUCAUGGCCUCAACCCCCGCUUCUCUCUCACCCUCAACUCCAUCCUCUUCGUCCUCUGGGCCAUCUGUCUAGGCCUUCUCAGCUAUGCCAUGGCCAACACCAUCAUGACCUCCUGCACGACCGCAUACUGGGGCACAUCAACCGGAAUCAGGAUCUGUCGCACCUACAAGGCUCUGUUUGCUUUCACCGCUCUCGCCGUCGUGGGCCAUCUCACCGCGGCCUUCCUCGACGUCAUCGCCCGUAACCGCGAGACCCAUCGCGGGAAGUACGGCCGCAUGUCUGUCGGCGAUGUCAAGCCCGAUGAGCAAAGCGAUAACUCACUUAUUUCUGAUGGGGAUCUGUAUCACAGACUUUCGCCGCUUCCAGCGCAGCAUAAUGCCCAGCCCUCCAGAGUGACUCCACCGCCGGCGUAUCACACUGCGGAACCGUAUAAUACCGUUGAUCUUGCGGAGAGACAUCAUGCCGGGGAAGCGGCGGAGUAUUACGAUGCGACUGUUUCAUAUUCCAAUGCUGGUUCUCGCGGUCGUGGUCGUGGGCAUGUCCGUACGGAUACGGGGGAUAGCGAGUCGUAUUACGGUGAAUAUGGUCAUUCUUCUGAAGCGAGCAGGCUGGUUCCGGGUUCGAAUCAUUAUUGA